AUGUCGGUCUGCAGCUUAGACACCGUCGUCGGUGGCCUCAAGUGGACUGUGCUCAACCCACUACUCAGCAUCGCCUACUUGAUAACGAUCAGUUGCGACCCUGCGAGCUGCGAGGUCCAGUACAAGCCAUUGGAAGACGCGCUCCGCCACACUCGAGCCUAUCUCCCCAUCGAAUCACCGCCAAGGUGGCUCCUCGCCGGUGCAGCGGUGGUGGUGCUACUGGGCUGGCUGCUCACGUUCAGCUCCAACGUCUGGUACAAUCGUACACGCCUCUCUUCGAUACGCAAGAGACAGUGGCAGGAUCAACUCGUCGUAAUCACGGGAGGCGCCUCGGGCAUCGGCUACCGCACCGCAGUGCGUCUCGCAGCCAAAGGCGCCAAGGUGGUAGUCAUCGACAUUCAAAAGCUACCCAGCGCAGAGUCAGGCACUGCUUCUUGGAAAGCGCUGGAAUCCUCGGCGCGGUCCAACAUCGCGGCCUACAUCUGCGACGUCGCCUCCGAGGAUGCGCUCGCCAAAGUGCUCAAGUCCAUCCUCGCCAUCCACGGCGUGCCGACCGUGGUCAUCAACAAUGCAGGCUUGACGCACUCGCAGCCCAUCACGUCGCUCUCGCCCGCACAGCUCUCGCGCCUGAUCAACGUCAACCUCACCUCGCAUCUGUGGAUGCUCCAGCAUCUGCUCCCGGGCAUGGUGCAACGUGCCAAGCUCGACGGUACGCCUGCACACAUUGUCUCGGUCGCUUCGGUCAUGGGCCACACCGGCGUAUCGCAAAUGGUCGAUUACUGCGCAUCCAAGCAUGGCGUCGUCGGGCUGCACAAAGCGCUUCGAUACGAACUCGACUACUGCCAUGGCUGCCCGCAGAUCCGCACGACGCUCGUGGUGCUCGGCCACGUCAACACGCCGCUCUUUCGAGGCUUCCGGCCCGGCUGGCUGGCGCGCUUUCUGGGACCUUCGGUAGAGCCCGACGCCGUGGCUCGCAGCAUAGUGACCGCAGUUGGCAAGCGACGCGGAGGCACCAUUGCGCUUCCCUGGUACGCGAACUGGUCCGAGGCGUUCGCGCUGCUUCCCAGCUGGGCGACCGACUUUGCACACUGGUCGCUUGGCUCCAAUCGCAGCAUGGACGAGAUGAACAAAGCGCGUCAAUAG
This is a messenger RNA of Moesziomyces antarcticus, 1143 nucleotides long. Its product is annotated as retinal short-chain dehydrogenase/reductase. The record is from RefSeq and is a predicted model, not a curated record. NCBI's taxonomy places the organism in Eukaryota, Fungi, Basidiomycota, Ustilaginomycetes, Ustilaginales, Ustilaginaceae. Gene Ontology annotation, molecular function: oxidoreductase activity, acting on the CH-OH group of donors, NAD or NADP as acceptor. The transcript has 2 exons. Bases 1 to 1143 code for a protein of 380 amino acids.